AUGCGCGAGGAGGCUAUUGUCCCGUGCCGCGCGAGCGCACGAUCGCGGCUCGCUCUUCUUCGUCUCCGCUUGUUCCACUCGUGACGUCACCGGCGCAUCUCGACUGAUCCCGGCACGAACGAACGGGCAGAGGCGCUGAAGUCAUCGCCCAGCAGGGGCGGCGGUAACGGCGUUCGGCGGAGGCGUAGGUAGUAAUAUCAGCGGCGGCUUGCAGACUCGGCUGCGCGUGCGUCUUCACGGGCACGCACGCGUCCAUCGUGAAGAAUCCUGGAGCGUGGGAGCGACAGCGAGAGAGAGGAGAGAGAGAAGCGGAGAGGGAGCGAGACAGGGACGCAGGACCCCGCCCGCUUCUGUGUUAUCGCCGCUAGAGUGAUGACAAGGCGGGGAGCGAGGGAGACCUGCGAGAGAAAUACCGCAGGCCCGCAGCACUAAUUCCUGCAUCGCGGAGUUAAGUUUUUUUGUCUUGAACCGAGAGCCAAAGGAUAGUGAAAACAAGCGCAACGCCACCACCUUGUAAGAGAUUGGCGAGGAGAGCAACAACAGCUGCCGCAUAAUAAUUAGACCUCCAGGGUUAGACUGCGCAGGGAGGAGGGAAAAACCUUGUAGCGUUCAGCCGGAGCAGGAAAUCACUGGUUGGAAGUGGCCAUUAUGGAUUCUAUGUGUUCUACCACCUUGGAAAUUCCAGUGAAUCUUAAAAAGCCGAAUCAGCAAGAUUGUGCAUCAGUGUGAUUUACAGCUGUACCUGUCUGGGGGAAGACUUCAUAUUUUAUAUUACUCUUAGGCAAGAGGUGGAACUGCAUUUCCUCCGAGACCCCCCCCCCCCCACCCCUAAAAGCUUUUAUCCGCUUUACCUUCAUACCUAUUUCGCUGCUUAAAGGAAACCAUUAGCACUUUAGGUGACAAAAAAAAAUACACAAGUUUAAAACAUACAAAAAAGUGUUACAUAUUGAACGUAUACAUAAUUGCACUUCAAAUUGCGAAGAUGACUCGUUCAAUGUCAUCACUGAGCUGUGCAAUCGUGUUCAGUUUGUGCCUCUUCGUGACAACAAAUCUGUCCAUGGGGCUGGAGUUCACCGGUGAAGCCGAUCAGUCGACAAGGUAUUUGAGAUGGGACCAAAGUGGAAACGGAAACCUGAGUUUUCAGUUCAAAACCAACAAUUCCAAGGGCCUCCUGCUGUACGUGGACGACGCCGGCAUCUGCGACUAUCUCGAGGUCAUAGUCACAGGUGGCCAGGUCCAGCUACGAAUAAAAAUCCACUGUUCGCAGCCGCUCAUCCAUAGGGCAACGAAGCGCAUCGACGACAACAACUGGCACGCGCUGCUCAUCAGCAUACGCCUGAAGCACAUCACUCUCGCGGUGGACGACGAGAUCGUCUCGGGGGAGGUCGUGUCUAGGGGGCAGCAGCUAAGCGUCAGCAGCGACCUCUUCCUGGGAGGAAUCCCGACCGAGGAGCGGAUCCAGCAGCUCACCUCGAAGGAGGUGAAGGGCCUGCCGUCGUUCAAGGGAUACAUCUCCAAUCUCAAGUACGGCCACUCGACGCCGAUACUCAUUAGCAGCAAGGGAGUGCGGGCCGAAUGGCAUCAGGUGUGCAAGGAGCAGAACCCCUGCAAGAAUGGCGGCGUCUGCUCGGUGGAGAUCAAGGAGGUGGUCUGCGACUGUUCCAACACUGGCUUCCAGGGCCGCUAUUGUCACGAAGAUGUCAACUUUGAGGAAGGUAUCAUGCAUCUGAUGGUGGCCGAUCAAGCUCGCGAGGAGAGCAUGGCCACAUUUAAAGGCGCCGAAUACCUGUGCUAUGACCUGGCCAACAACCCCAUUCAGAGCAGCAGCGACGAGAUCACGCUGUCCUUCAAGACCUUGCAACGCAAUGGCCUCAUCCUGCACACCGGCAAGGCGGCCGACUAUGUGAAUCUAGCCCUCAAGGACGGCGCCGUCUCGCUCGUUAUAAACCUCGGCUCGGGCGCUUUCGAGGCCCUCGUUGAGCCCGUCACGGGAAAAUUCAACGACAACAACUGGCACGAUGUGAAAGUGACUCGGAACCUGCGUCAGCUGUCAAGCAUUGGACACGCUAUGGUCACCAUCUCAGUGGAUGGCAUCCUCACUUCAACGGGCUAUACUCAAGAGGACUACACUAUGCUGGGCUCUGAUGAUUUCUUCUAUGUGGGGGGCAGCCCCAACACUGCCGAUCUGCCAGGGUCACCCAUCAGUAACAACUUCAUGGGAUGUCUAAAAGAGGUGGUGUAUAAGAACAGUGACAUCAAGUUAGAACUCUCUCGGCUGGCAAAAGAGAGCGAACCCAAAAUGAAAGUGGUCGGAGAUGUUUCCUUCAACUGCGAGAACGUGGCAGCUAUGGACCCGAUCACAUUCGAAACACCAGAGGCCUACAUAUCCCUGCCACGCUGGAAGACCAAGCGCACAGGAUCCAUUUCCUUCGACUUCCGGACGACUGAGCCCAGUGGACUCAUCCUCUUUACCCAGGGCAAACCCAGCGAGAUUAAAGACCCCAAGGGCCUCAAAAGCAUCAAAGGGGACUUCUUUGCCGUCGAGCUUUUGGAUGGGCAUCUUUACCUCUUGCUAGACAUGGGUUCCGGUACCAUAAAGGUGAAGGCCACCGAUCAGAAGGUCAAUGAUGGCGAGUGGUACCACGUGGACUUCCAGCGAGAUGGAAGGGCAGGCACGAUCUCUGUGAACAGCCAGCGUAGCCCUUUCACCGCCAGCGGAGAGAGUGAGAUUCUGGACCUGGAUGGCGACAUGUACCUCGGGGGUCUGCCGGAGGACAAACUGGGCCUGCUACUCCCAACCGAGCUGUGGACGGCCUUGCUCAACCAAGGAUACGUGGGCUGCGUGCGCGACAUUUUCGUGGACGGGCAGAGUAAGGACAUCCGCCUGUUGGCCGAGCAGCAGAGCUCGGCGGGAGUGAAGCCCUACUGCGCCAAGGACUCGCCAAAGCAGUGCAGCUCGGCUCCGUGCCGCAACAACGGCGUGUGCCACGAAGGCUGGAACCGCUACGUGUGCGACUGUGCCGCCACGGGCUUCACCGGGCGAUCCUGCGAGAGAGACGCAACGGUGCUGAGCUACGACGGCUCCAUGUUCAUGAAGGUGGUGAUGCCGACGGUGAUGCACACGGAGGCCGAGGACGUGUCCCUGCGCUUCAUGUCGCUGCGCGCGUUCGGCCUGCUGCUGGCCACGACGUCGCGAGACUCUGCCGACACGAUGCGCCUGGAGCUCGACGCCGGGCGCGUCAAACUCACCGUCAACCUCGACUGUAUCAGGAUAAAGUGUAACACCAGCAAGGGACCGGAGACCCUCUACGUUGGCAAGAACCUCAACGAUAAUGAGUGGCACACAGUGCAUGUCACUCGCCGUGGGAAGAGCCUCAAACUAAUUGUGGAUGGGAUCGCGACGGAAGGUCAAAUGAUCGGGGAUCACACGCGGCUGGAGUUCCACAACAUCGAGACGGGCAUCAUGACAGAGCGGCGCUACACCUCCGUGGUGCCCUCCAACUUCAUCGGCCACCUGCAGAACGUGAACUUUAACCGCAUGGGAUACAUCGACCAAUGCAAGAAUGGCGACAUCGACUACUGCGAGCUGAAUGCUCGCUUUGGCAUGCGAAACAUCAUUGCUGACCCCAUCACUUUCAAGACCAAAGUCAGCUUCCUCACACUGCCCACUCUGCAAGCCUACACCACCAUGCACCUCUUCUUCCAGUUCAAGACCACGUCGCCCGAGGGCCUCAUACUCUUCAACAGCGGAGACGGCAGUGACUUCAUCGCGGUGGAGCUCGUGAAAGGGCACAUCCACUACGUGUUCGAUUUGGGGAAUGGGCAGAACCUCAUCAAGGACAGCUCGAAGAAAGUGCUCAACGACAACCAGUGGCACAACGUGAUCAUCGCCAGAGAGCUCAACAAUGUGCACACCUUGAAGGUGGACUCCAAGUCGAGCACCCUGAACGUGAAUGGAGCCAAGAAUCUGGACCUUAAAGGAGAGCUCUACAUCGGAGGGCUGUCCAAGAUAGAGUACAGCAACCUUCCCAAGCUGGUGGGCUCCCGUGAGGGAUUCCAGGGCUGCCUGGCAUCUCUGGACCUCAACGGCCGCCUCCCAGACAUGAUUGAUGAAGCCCUCUACCGCAUGGGCUCCAUCGAGCGUGGCUGUGAAGGUCCUAGCACCACCUGCCAAGAGGACUCGUGUGCUAAUCAGGGCCAGUGUGUGCAGCAGUGGGAUAGCUUCACCUGCGAUUGUACCAUGACAUCCUACAGUGGUGCCUUCUGCAAUGACCCUGGAACUACGUACAUCUUUGGCCGUGGCGGUGGCCUCAUCUCGUACACGUGGCCGCCCAACGACCGGCCGAGCACACGCGCGGACAGGCUCGCCGUGGGCUUCAGCACGCGGACCUGGGACGCAGUGCUCGUGAGGGUGGAUAGCGCCGCCACGCUCGGAGACUUCAUACAACUCCACAUCGAACAUGGCAAAAUCGGAGUCAAAUUUAAUGUCGGCACAGAUGACAUUGCCGUCGAAGAGGCAAAUUCGUUGGUGAAUGACGGCAAGUAUCACGUGGUGCGGUUCUCACGGAGCGGUGGAAAUGCCACGCUACAGCUCGACAACCUCCCAGUGAAUGAGCGCUUCCCUUCAGGAAACAUUGAUAAUGAACGCCUGGCGCUCGCUAGACAGCGAAUCCCGUAUCGACUCGGUCGAGUAGUUGAUGAUUGGCUACUCGACAAAGGCCGUCAACUUACAAUCUUCAACAGCCAGGCCACAAUCAAAAUUGGUGGCAAAGACAACAACAAGCCAUUCCAGGGCCAGCUGUCUGGAAUCUACUACAAUGGGCUCAAAGUGCUUCAGAUGACAGCUGAGAAUGACCCCAACAUCAGGACGGAGGGCAAUGUGCGGUUAGUGGGCGAGGUGCCCUCUGUUCUCACCACUGAGUCAACCGCCACGGCACUACCCACAGAGAUGUCAACAACCAUCAUGGAGACGACAACCACCAUGGCCACCACCACAACGCGCCGAGUACGCUCGCCCACCACCCGCGACUCCCUCAGCUCGAUCAGCGACGAUCUGUUGGUGGCCUCUGCUGAGUGUCCUACAGAUGAUGAGGACCUGGAAGAGUGCGAUCCCAGCCCAGGAGUCGAUCUAGUUUACCCAGUUAUAACAGAAGACCCAUUAGAAACACCUCCACUAGCCACCCACACACCAUUCAUCCCCCCUCCCCCUACCUACCGCCCCUACUACACCGUGCUGAGCACCACCAAAGAGUCGCUGGCUCUGUCCCCUGGGGCAGCACAGCCCUGCCUCUCGGAUCAGGAUGAUGAUGACUGUACGGACAGCACUCUUGUCUCGGGCUUUGGCUCGGGGGAAAACUUUGACUCUAGCCUCCCCCCUACAGACGACGAAGAUUUUGACCGUGCCAAGGGCUUUGAUGGCAGCCAGAGGGCACGUGACCCCAAGCUCGACGCUAAGGGCUUUAGGCCACCAAGUGUGGGACGCGGUCGGAACCCCUCUGCUUCCCCUGACCAUUCAGGCCCCGCCGCUACGCCCGAGAUGGCGGUGCACAACCUUCCUGCUGGCAAUAUGAAGCCCUACCCAGACGGCGUCUUGCUCCCGUUCCCAACGGGCUUUGACAGAGAGAACCCAAAGCUCAGGAAGGCCCUUGUAACCUCGCCAAUGUUCCGUAAUGUGCCCACAGCUAACCCCACUGACGCCGGGCUGGGCAGGGGUGCCCCCGGCGCUCGGGAGGUCAUCCGCGAGUCCAGCAGCACCACGGGGAUGGUGGUGGGCAUCAUCGCCGCCGCUGCGCUCUGCAUUCUUAUCCUGCUCUACGCCAUGUACAAAUAUCGCAACCGCGACGAGGGCUCCUACCAUGUCGACGAGAGCCGCAACUACAUCAGCAACUCGGCACAGACCAAUGGGGCAGUGGUCAAGGAGAAGCCGACGAACAGUUCCAAAGGCUCUGGCAAAAGCAAGAAGAACAAGGAGAAAGAGUAUUACGUCUAAAAGAAGAGAAAGAACAGCGGCAACAGAGAGGAUGCGAAACCAGAGACCGCUGGGACUCUUAUUUGGACUGCUGAUGGGAUGAUUUUUGCGGUGAUGAAAUAAAAGAAAAGUGAAUAAUGGAAAGGAAUUUUAAAAGUAUAUAAAUUAUACAGAAUUUGCAUCUUAAAAAAAAAAUAGAAGAUGGAACACGAGAGACUCGGGAUUGUAGGUUAUACUACUCAAGAGAGAGCAAAAAAGACUUUACUUUCCUCGACCAUUAUGCUUAUUUGUUAUUUUCUUCCUUUUGCAAAUGAACUGCCGUCAUGGACUUAUUGGUGUUCAAGAAACCAAGUGAACUUUGUCCAAAAAAAAACUGCAUAAUAUCCCUUUAAAGUCUGUGUGUUUAAUGCUUAAGCAUGUAACUGGUAUCUAAGGUGAUCAUUAAGGGGACAUUUGGUGUACAAAGACAUAAUGAUGAGAAACUGUAAAUGUUCUAGUGUUGUUUCUCAGUAAUGUUCCGUGCUGUUUGCAUUGCUGUGUAUACAAAUGUCAUUGUUGAAAGUUGCAAAUCCUCUAAAUAGAUUUCUAAGUUUAAAAGAAAAAAAAAUGGACAGCUUUAUUCUGGAGCAUUUUGCAGAACAAUUGCGUAUAACAUGUUGAAGUUAAGUGGGUGCAAAUGUUUCACAGAUGCUGUUAUGUUAGAUAGAAUUUGACAGACUGCAUAUUAGAUGUUUCUUAUAUUUCUGUUAAAGAUAAAUAUGGAUUAUAAAUGCUCAAUUGCAACCAAGCACACUGACAUAUCCAAUAAAUCAUUUGAACAUUUUAAUGCUCAAAAGAGGUUAUGAUGGAGAGAUUUGUAUUAUAUAUAGCAUAUAUAUCACAUUCCACAGAUACUUGUGAGAUACAUUUGACAAAUAAAAUCUAAUUACAUUUAAUGUACUUCUUCAAAAAAAGCACACUUUCCAUGAAAAAAUUACUAGUAUUAUUUAACUUGAUUGAAAAAUAUAAUCCAGUACAAAAACAGCACAAGAGGGAGAAAUAUAUAUAUAAUAAUUUACUUUAUUUUUUAUCGUUAAGAUUUAAGAUAACGGUUGUUUACGUACUUAAGUAGCCAGCACAAGCUAUUAAGAUUGCACCUCUCUUUAACAAGGUCAAAUCAAUGAAUAAAAAUAUUGUUCUUGUCGAAGCAAACUGACUUUAGUUUUGACGCAAAUCACAACUGUUUAAACACCACAUACAUAGUAAAUCCAGACUUGUCGCUGAAGUUCCUAUAUUGCAUAUGCACGCGCACACACAUUGCACAAAGUGCGCGGUCACAGACGCGACCAACAUGUUCAUUUUGUGAAUACGACAAAAAGUGUCAUUAAAAAAUAAAUCGGUCGCACAACAAGGCCUGAACAGCUACGUGAGAAGGAGACAUUUUAGGAUGUUGUGCGUCGUGUAAUUCUGGUAGAUCGCUGUCGUCUGAUAGACUUCUAUACCUCAUUUUGUCCAUUCCACGCUGACAAGUUGCAACGUUCACGGCUCAUUUUCUUGUGGCCAUACCUUUGUUCCUCCUGAAGGUGUUGGGCGAUCAGCAAAGCCUCAGCUCCUCUCAUGUGUUGACCUGCCAUGGUGGCUUCCAAAUGCUGUUUUCUGUAACACACUUUGAAUAUUUACUUAUACUUUUGUUUUAUACUCAUUUGCUCAUUGUUGAAACAUUCUUUUUUAUGUUUAGCAACUGCUUAGCAAUAAAAGGGUUGUUAAUCUA
Molecule: messenger RNA, 7718 nt
Organism: Lethenteron reissneri (Far Eastern brook lamprey)
Lineage: Eukaryota; Metazoa; Chordata; Hyperoartia; Petromyzontiformes; Petromyzontidae
Product: neurexin-1-like
Source: RefSeq, a predicted model, not a curated record